AUGUUGCGCGUGUGCGAGACACUUCCGGUGCUGAUUUGCACAGCGUGUUUGAUAUUCUGCUGCAAUGCUUGUUCGCCGGAUAUUGGACAGCCACUGGACUUGGAUAAGUUUUCAGGGGAGUGGUAUUUCGCAGCUGGGACCCCGAUAAACCAAAGUUUGAGCAGAUGCGGUCGAUUCCUCGUGAAGAAGACGUCGGAGAACGCGUUUGCCAUCAAAUACACGGCGAUUAGCCAUAAAAACAAUAUUCCGAUCACUUUCUACGUGGACGGGACCGUGGAUGGAAACGAAGUCACUGGAACGUGGCAAUUGCAGGGAUCGAAACGGAAACUAGGACCUUUCAAGCACGUCAUAGUAUUCGCAAACUACAGAACCGUCCUCGCUAUGGCAGUUUGCUCAGAGGGUACGACGCUUCGCCAUCCGGAAUACAAGUUCUCUAUGAUUUGGUCCCGCGAGAGGAGCCUGCCCUCGCCGAUCUUGACGGAGCUUAAGUCCAAACUCGGAACAUACAUUAAUCAAGGAGAAAUUCGACUGGUGGAGCAUGGGAACUGUUAA
Messenger RNA from Colletes gigas, 552 nucleotides. RefSeq lists its product as uncharacterized. NCBI's taxonomy places the organism in Eukaryota, Metazoa, Arthropoda, Insecta, Hymenoptera, Colletidae. The transcript is spliced from 3 exons. The record is from RefSeq and is a predicted model, not a curated record. The coding region runs from base 1 to 552 and encodes 183 amino acids.